Messenger RNA from Amaranthus tricolor (Joseph's coat), 2523 nucleotides. RefSeq names its product ceramide kinase. NCBI's taxonomy places the organism in Eukaryota, Viridiplantae, Streptophyta, Magnoliopsida, Caryophyllales, Amaranthaceae. Bases 170 to 1987 code for a protein of 605 amino acids. The transcript has 13 exons. Gene Ontology annotation, molecular function: kinase activity. The record is from RefSeq and is a predicted model, not a curated record.
UUUUCAUAUGAAAAUGUUGAAUUGUCAAUUAUGUCCGCCAUUUCUUAAUCAUCAUAAUCAUGAUAAAUAAUCACUCUAAAUGUUUGAUCUUUCUUUAAAUUUCUCCAGUAUUACCCUUUUCCUUAAAUAAUCGUAGCUAUUAAAUUUGAAAUUCCCAGAAAAUUUUCCGAUGGAAGAAAUUUCAUACCAAACAACGGAGAUGGAAGCAAGUUCUCUUGGUCCAGAUAAUUUAACCUUAAAUGAACAAGUUAAUGGUGACCCAUCCUUUUCUAGCUCAAGGGUAUAUCUGGAUCGUAUAGGAGAAGUUGUUCUUUUUCUUAAUUCAACUGGGUUAUAUUGGGAACCUGCAGAUUCCUUGAAUAAUGACAAAGUACCAUGUUUUCAACAUAAACAUCAUUCUGGAAGUGCUGCUGAAUUAAACUAUUCUGAUAUUUAUGCUGCUGAGUUGGCUGAUUGGGGUUCUAUUCGUCAAUCGACAAGUUGCUGCUUCAUGCAUAAGGUUUCAAAUAUGAACCUAUUUGUGGUGCAUGCUAUAAGAAGAUCAACGACCAAGGCCUCUCUCUGGAAUUUGGUGGAGUACACCUUUGGACACAGAGAUCAGAAUUUAUGUCAAAUGUUAGUGGAUAAAAUAAAGGCGUGUCUAGAAAAACAAGUUGGAAGACCAAAGAAUCUAUUGGUCUUUGUCAAUCCUAAGAGUGGUAAAGGAAAUGGUCAAAAAGUCUGGGGAGAUGUAGCUCCAAUAUUCUCUCGGGCUAAAGUGAGGGCUCAGGUGACCGUUACAGAGAGGGCAGGACAUGCGUUCGAUCAGGUGUCAUCUAUGACAAACCGAGAACUGGUUUCAUAUGAUGGUAUUGUGGCUGUUGGUGGUGAUGGUUUAUUCAAUGAGAUCCUUAAUGGGCUUUUGACAUCAAGGUUCAAGACCAAGUAUCCCCCCGUUCCUCCAGAUUUUAUGGCUUCUUCAGGGGAAGACACAAGCUCCUCCGUCCCUGACAUAAGUGAACUCGAUGCAGGUACUUUACCCAAAAACGAAGACCAGUCCCCCCUGCUUCUAACUUCACGAGACUAUGAAUCUGGAAUCCCAAGUAUCAGAAUUAAAGGCGGGGAAUGCAGUACAGCUGAUGAAGAUGUUGAAUUUUCUUUCCCACAUGAGUGGUUUAGAUUUGGGCUCAUUCCUGCAGGUUCAACUGAUGCUAUUGUGAUUUGUACAACAGGAGAAAGAGAUCCCAUAACUUCAGCCUUGCACAUUGUCCUCGGGAAAAAGAUUUCUCUUGACAUUGCUCAAGUUGUAAAGUGGAAAACAACCAUGAAUUCAGACAUUGAACCCUCUUUACAUUAUACAGCCUCUUUUCUUGGUUAUGGAUUCUACGGGGAUGUCAUCACGGAGAGUGAGAAAUAUCGUUGGAUGGGUCCUAAACGUUAUGACUUUGCGGGAACAAAAGUUUUUCUCAGGCACAGGUCAUAUGAAGCUGAAAUUUCAUACUUGGAUGUCAAACAUGAGAAACGAGAUCCGGAUCCUAAUAAGGCUAAUAUGAAUGGGGGCCACAAGAGAAUAAGUGAACGAGUAAUUUGCCGAGCUAAUUGCAAAGUCUGCAGCUCACCUUACUCAGAUAUGACGAAAUCAAAAUGGAUGAGAUGUAGAGGGCGUUUUCUUAGUGUUGGUGCUGCUGUCAUUUCUUGUCGAAAUGAAAGAGCACCUGAUGGUUUAGUGGCAGAUGCACACCUUGCAGAUGGCCUCUUGCAUCUUAUUUUGAUUAAAAAUUGCCCGCAUGCAUUAUAUUUGUGGCAUUUGACCCAUCUAGCUAGAAAGGGUGGAUCCCCUCUUGAUUUCAAGUUUGUGGAACAUCACAAGACCCGUGCAUUUGCAUUUACGUCUCUUGGAAAAGAGGCCGUUUGGAAUCUGGAUGGUGAAAUUUUACGAGCACAUAAAUUGUCGGCUCAGGUUUUCCGCGGCCUUGUGAGCUUAUUCGCUAAUGGUCCUGAAGUUUAAGAGUAUCCCAGUAACUGCGAAGUCAUAACCAUAAACUUUGUUGUAGAUAGGAAUAUGCGAUUUUCGUAACGUCCGGUAGGUAAAAUUGCACAAGAUAACAAUUUGUGCUGUAAUUUUGCCAGAAAAUGAGUCUCUUUUUUCCUACAGAGAUGUAAUUGUAUAUGUAAUCUGUACGUGCAGAUUUCUUUGUUGAAUUAAGCACCAGUAUUUCAUAGAGAUGUAAUUGUAUUAUGUAGGACUAUAUAUAUCCACGAUUUUGUUUUGUGUUGAUUUUCUUUUAAGAUUGAUCUAGUUUUGCGUUGAUUUAUUGUAAACACAGACACUCUAUCUGAAAGACGUCUCCUAGGAGAUUCAACCUAUUAUUAAAUAAAAUAUUAACAAUUCUUACUUGAGGCCGUCUUUAGAAAAGACGGUUCUCAAAAGUCCAGCCCAUUAUGUUAAUUAAAAAAAAAACUGACGCACGCGUGUAAGUGUAAUGUGAAAAGUCACAUAAUAUAUUUGGGGUUAUAACAUUUAUUUGGUGCUAUACUAGCAUA